AGUAUUUUAAAAAAUCAACAAGAAAUAAAUCAAAAUGGCGCACCAGCAGCAGCAGCAACAACAGCAACUGGCACAAUCUGUGAAUUGUUCAUUGGAUGAUAUUGAUUUGACAGCACUUAAGGAUCCGGCAGGCAUCUUUGAGCUCAUCGAGGUCGUUGGCAAUGGCACCUACGGCCAGGUCUAUAAGGGCCGUCAUACAAAAACUGGUCAGUUGGCUGCCAUAAAGGUGAUGGAUGUCACCGAGGAUGAGGAGGAGGAAAUUAAGCUGGAGAUCAAUGUGCUUAAGAAAUACUCAAAUCAUCGCAAUAUUGCGACCUAUUAUGGUGCAUUUAUUAAGAAAUCGCCAGCGGGCAAAGAUGAUCAGCUCUGGCUGGUGAUGGAAUAUUGCGGCGCUGGUUCCGUAACCGAUCUGGUCAAAUCGACAAAAGGUCAAAGCCUCAAAGAGGAAUGGAUUGCCUAUAUAUGUCGUGAAAUUCUACGCGGUCUAAGCUAUUUGCAUUCUAAGAAAGUCAUACAUCGUGACAUCAAAGGACAAAAUGUGCUGCUCACAGAUAAUGCGGAGGUGAAGCUUGUCGACUUUGGUGUCUCCGCUCAGUUGGAUCGCACGAUAGGCAGACGCAAUACAUUUAUUGGCACACCCUAUUGGAUGGCACCCGAGGUCAUUGCCUGCGAUGAGAAUCCCGAUGCUACAUAUGACAAUCGCUCGGAUCUGUGGUCGCUGGGCAUUACCUCAUUGGAAAUGGCUGAGUCACAGCCGCCACUAUGCGAUCUGCAUCCGAUGCGUGCUUUGUUCUUGAUACCACGCAACUCACCACCGCGUCUCAAAUCCAAGAAGUGGUCCAAGAAGUUUCACAGCUUCAUUGAUGUGGUGCUAGUGAAAGACUAUCAUCAGCGGCCUUAUACCGAAAAUCUGCUAAAGCAUCCGUUUAUCAAGGAUCAGCCGACAGAUCGACAGGUGCGCAUACAGCUGAAGGAUCACAUUGAUCGCUGCAAGAAGCGCAAGCAGGAGAAGGAUCGCGAAGACUAUCGCUACUCGGGCUCCGACAACGAUGACGAUGAGCCGCAGCUGGCUGGCGAGCCCAGCUCCAUUAUACAAGCGCCAGGCGGCGACACUUUGCGUCGCAAUUUCCAACAGAUACAAGAGGGACGCAUGGCUGCCGAACAGCAGCAGCAACAUCAUCAGCUAAUGGCUCAGGCUCAAGCACAGGCGCAGGCACAGGCACAUGCUGCUGCUCAGGCGCAACUGCAUCAGCAGCAACAAGCAGCUGCCGCUGCGGCAGCGGCGCAUGCAGCGCAGCAGGCACAGGUGGCGCAACAACAGGCACAGGCCGCACAACCGCAGGCCAAUCGUCAGCAGAAACCGCCUUCGCGUCAACAGGUUGAGGAACCCGGACCGCCACGUCCACAGCUGCCACAACGUUUGAUUGUGGUGCCAGAUCCACCGCACGCCAAUCGCCCGUUGCCACCCACACCCAAGUGCGGCGAGCCUGCGGUUCAGACGGCCUCACAACAAUCGCGUAGCUCGCAAAGCAACAACUUCAAGCCAUCGUUACCACCAAGGAGACCUGAGCCGCAGCCACAGACCGCCGCCAUUGGACAGCAGGCACAGCCGGAGGCGCCGCCACGCAAUCGACAAUCCGGCUCCUCAGCCGGCAAUGGAGCCAUUUGCGUCUCUGCCUCAUCGAGCAACAAGCCAGCCGCUGCACUUCCGCAGUCGAACAAUCAUCUGGGACAGCCGGUCAAUCCAUUGGAUCCACUCGACAGCAGCGAUUCGGACAGCGAACCGGAUGAGCCCAACGAUCGGGCGCGCAAUGAUGGGACACUGCUUGCCAGCGAUCCGCCCAAGCCGCUGCCUGGCUUGGGACCCGUGUCCGAGGAUGCAACAACGACCACUCCGCUUAGCCAUGGCAGCGGUGGUCCACCGAAUCGACCCUUGCCACCGACUCCGGAUGACGAUGAUCAGGCCGGCGAUCGUACGCUGAUCAUGAAGCGCAAAUUAGAACAAAACAUAAAUCGCUUACAAAAAUCCGCCUCCACCUCGCACGCGCCCAUGAAACGCGCCGAAGACGCCAAGCUUUUGCACGAAUGGAACUUUGAUAAAUUCUUUUCUAAACCCACUCACAAUAAAUCGAGCAGCAGCAGCAGCGCCAGCAGUGGCAGCGAGUCGAUGCUACGUGCCACACUCAGCCGCCUGCCCUCAGAUCAGAGCACACUCAAAGUGGAUGCCAAACUGCAGCGCGCCAGCGUUGCGGAGGCCAUAGCACGACCCGUGCCCAAGGGCUAUCAGCCAUUGAAGGGCAGCAGCUCCUCCAAAGAACGCAGCGGCAUCAGCAGCAGUCAGCAGCCGACGUUGCAGGCGCAGCAUAAGCGUCAAGAGUCUGACUCUAAGCUGCCAAGCUUUGUGCGUGGCUUUAGGCGUGAGAAUUCGGAUUUCUUUCCAAUGAGCAAACGUCACUCGGCCGUGCUGCUGGGCAGCGAGAAAAGCAGCGCAGUGGCUGCGCAGUCGCCGCGACAAGCGUCUAUGUACCAAAGGAACAGCAUUUACAACAACAACAACAGUAAUAGCAGCACCAGCAGCAGCAGCAAAGAGAGCAGCAGCGUCGCUGCUAAGAGCAAAGCUGUUGGCAGUACAACAGCAAAAGCAACAACAACAACAAAAGCUACAGCAACGGUAACGCCUACAACAUCAACUGCCGCCGCCGCCGUCGCGCCCGCACCUACAAAAUCGAGUUGGGCUAAUUUAGAUUUUCUGCGUUUGCGUCGCGAAAAGACUGAAUCCGUUAUUGUGCUGCAAAAUGCAGCGGCGCGUGCGCAGGCGCAGCAGCAGCCAGCACAGCAACAGCAACAACAACAACAACUUCCACAGCAGCAGCAGCAGAAUCGCGCUGGAGCUGGCAGCGGCGUUGGCGGAGACAACAGCGGCCUUGGCACUCCCGGCACUCGCACCAGCAGCGUUCUACCCGAUUUACUCAGCCAGGCAUCCCCAGCAACGCCUCCGCGUCAUGAUAAAUCAUCCAGUGAGGAGUAUCAAGCGGCCAUUAGUUCAUCCGUGCAUUCCACGCCAUCGAAAUCGUUUAUCGCUAGCAGCGGCAGCGCCACUAACGUCAGCGUCGGCAGCGGCGGCCAUGGCCUGGGCGGCGGCAGCAGCGUUGUCAGUGGCCUUAUUAUUAGCAAUAAUAAUUCACCACAGUCAACCAUAUCGCUGGCCUCAUCCACAUCGAAUUCGCGACAAAAUUCACCAAAGAAUUCGAUUAGUAAAACGCGUUCUACCAGCAGUAUUACUAAUUUAUUGCAUAAAUCUACUUCUUCCUCCUCUGCCAACAUUUUGCAUCUCUCCCCCUCCACAUCCAAUGCCUGUGCCACCGGAUCCCCCUCGCUGCCACCGCACGCCUAUGCGCUACAACAGAAACAACGCAGUUUUCUCACCUUUGGAUUUGGCGCCGGCGGCUCGUGCCCGACGCGUCGUGAGUCCACUGUCAAUGUCAAUGUGACGCCCACAUCCCAUGAGGCAACUAACGAUACGCCCGAGAUACGUAAGUAUAAGAAGCGUUUCAAUUCGGAAAUACUAUGCGCUGCUCUAUGGGGCGUGAAUCUAUUGAUUGGCACCGAGAAUGGACUCAUGCUGUUGGAUCGCUCGGGACAGGGCAAGGUCUAUCAGCUCAUAUCGCGUCGCCGCUUCCAGCAAAUGGAAGUGCUGGAGGGACAGAAUAUCUUGGUUACCAUAUCGGGCAAAAAGAAUCGCGUGCGCGUCUAUUACUUAUCCUGGUUAAAAUCCAAAAUCUUGCGCACCGAUGGAUUAUCCGAUCAAGUGGAACGUCGCAAUGGCUGGAUUAAUGUUGGUGAUCUACAAGGUGCUGUACAUUUUAAGAUUGUCAAAUAUGAGAGGAUUAAGUUCCUAGUGAUUGCAUUAAAAGACUCCAUUGAAAUCUAUGCAUGGGCGCCCAAACCAUAUCACAAAUUUAUGGCAUUUAAGAAUUUUGGUGAACUGGAGCAUCGCCCACUUUUGGUGGAUCUUACAAUUGAAGAUCAGUCUAGACUGAAAGUGAUUUAUGGCUCCGCUGAGGGUUUCCAUGCGGUUGACUUGGACUCCGCUGAAGUAUACGACAUAUAUCUUCCUAAGCAUACUCAGGGUGCUAUCAUUCCACAUUGCAUUGUGGCGCUUCCAAAUUCAAAUGGUAUGCAAUUGUUGCUGUGCUAUGACAAUGAAGGUGUCUAUGUAAACACUGCCGGUCGUGUAUCCAAGAACAUUGUGCUGCAGUGGGGCGAGAUGCCCACAUCUGUGGCCUAUAUUGGCACUGGACAAAUUAUGGGCUGGGGCAAUAAAGCAAUAGAGAUACGUUCCGUUGAGAGCGGCCAUUUGGAUGGUGUUUUUAUGCACAAGAAGGCGCAGCGCUUGAAAUUCCUUUGCGAGCGCAAUGACAAAGUAUUCUUCAGCAGUGCCAAAGGUGCUUCAUCGUGUCAAAUCUAUUUUAUGACGCUCAAUAAGCCAGGCAUGGCCAACUGGUAAUUCACCUCCGCCCGCCCCCACACACACACAUAAAACACACAACACGUAUACUUCUUAUACUAUCAUCUGGGCAACUUUAACGUGCAACAUCAACAGCAAGAACAUUUUCAUUUUUAUUUACAACUACAAGAAGCAAGGAUAUACAUAGACACAAACUUAGCUCGUUUAAGUAAAAAGUGCAUAAAUAUUAAGUGAAAGCAUCCUAAAACUCAACACGAAAACACACACUAAUACACACCCACGUCAAUAUGUGAAAACGUUUCAAUUAGUAAAAUGUGCUAUAGCAAGCUACAAAUACUCGUGCAACAUACAAGCGAGCGUUAAUUAAUUAUUGUAUUUAAAAAAGAAAGAAAGCAAAGAAAACAACAAUGUUCACAUAUUUUCGAUAGCGCGCUCACUCGUCGAGGUUUUUUACACCACAGCAAACGAGCAAUGAAAAAAUAUCGAUAAGCGUAACAAAAGCAUCGAUGCCUCUUACACAUACAUACGACAUACAUAACUACAUAUGUAUAUUGCAGUUUAAUAACGUAAAAAUGAAAGAAUAUGCACACACAGCCCUUCCGCAGUUUAUUCACAUUUAUGAAUUAUUAUUAAUUUGCCCACAAGUUAUAUAUUAAGUUUAUAAAGAAGAGAAAGCCAACACGCAACGCAGCAAAAAGUGAGAAGAGUGUGAGAAAAAAUUUAAACGAAGCAACUAAACGAAUUAGUUUACUUUGAUUUGUUUCAAAACGGCAACAUUUACAUAUACAUUGCUAUAUAUAUAGAAAUAUAAAUAUAUAAAU
Molecule: messenger RNA, 5289 nt
Organism: Drosophila busckii
Lineage: Eukaryota; Metazoa; Arthropoda; Insecta; Diptera; Drosophilidae
Gene: msn
Product: serine/threonine-protein kinase mig-15
Exons: 18
Coding region: 35-4507 (1490 amino acids)
Biological process (GO): protein phosphorylation
Molecular function (GO): MAP kinase kinase kinase kinase activity; ATP binding
Source: RefSeq, a predicted model, not a curated record